UUUUUUUUUUGUGAUCUAUUUGUUUCAAGAUACAAGGUACAGAUGGAAGACUCUGCCACCGUCUAAUUUGAAGUCACUUCUUCCCGAGCUGUGCCUGAUUUUCCUUUUUCGGGCCAAUGUCUUACUCAGCCAUUCACUUCAACUCACUCAACUUCACCUUUCCUCUUUUGAAUACAUGAUUAUUAGCAACAUAACGCAUUAGGUCUUAAACUCUUCGUCUAUUAUACCCCUUUUAUUGUACCACAGUCUGGAUAAGAAGCACAAAGUCAUGCUACAGAGUGUUAUGGUGUACCAGAACAACAACGAUUUCUUCCACAUGCAGCCCUCGAUGCUCGACGACAACAUGACCAAGCUCAUCAACUCUGAUCAAGUCGAGAACUACAUCGCCUCCGCAUCAACAUCCCCUGUCCAAGGCUACGUCAUGGCCCCUUCAUUCCCUCAACAGCAGCACCAGAACCAGCGCCAGCAUCAGCUCCAGCAAUACCCUGUAUCUUCUAUCGUUUCUCAUAGCGCUCCUUCUUCGCCACCCUAUGCCAUCAUCAAGACAGAAGAGAUUCCACAGCAACCCAACAUGGACUAUCUCCAAUUAUUCCCAAACACAUUCGAUCUCUCAUCUCCAUCAUCGUCCUCGGUACAGCAGGACCAACAUAUUCUUCCUUCACAGCGCUCUCAAACGAUGCAUUAUGCAGAUACGACUCUCUUUCAACAACAACGCCAGCGCCACCAACGCCAACAACAGAAGCAUCACGAGCAAUUGAGGAUGCAACAGUUGCAGCAGCAGAUGUUGUAUGAGACCAGCCAUUCCACAACUACCAGCAUGGCCAUUCCAGCCACAUCUUCAAUGAUGUCCUCUAUCAUCUCUGCCGACACCUCUAGCUCUUCUCUCUUUGCACCCUCUGCCAUCACCACUUCCUCACCCUUCUUCAACCCUUCUACCCUUGCACAUGACGACUCCUUCUCACGUCAAAACACAUAUACUCCUUCUGCACACCCUGCAGCACCCAAGCGUAAGCUCGAGCGUCAACCCUCGCCGCAACACUCGGUCGACGCUGCAGCUGCCGUCGUCAACAGCAGCGCCAUCUCCUCUGAAGACGCCACUGCAUUUGUGACGAUGAAGAAAACUUCCGCGGCGACAGCCAACUUGGCGGGUAGGCCCUCGACCAGCUCUCGCCUGGAUAAAGUCAAGACCACCCGCUCAACCAAAGUUACAAAGUCAUCCACUCUUUCUUCCUCUCCCUCCUUCAACCCCGACAUGAUCGAAUCAGAGACCAAAGCCCACUCUCCCAAGAAGAUUGCUAAAAAGAUUGCUGAUUCUCGCGAAUCCUCUGAACAGCCAGAGACUAAUGCCACCAUCACCACUACCACUAGUGCUACUAACGAAACCACCACCCGCGCACCCAGCCACACCGGUAAUGUGACUCACCCACGUCGCGCCGCUCAGAACCGCGCGGCCCAGAGAACGUUCCGCAACCGACGCAAGGCCUACAUCAAGGAGCUGGAACAGAAGGUGAAUGAGAUUGACCGCACCCGCGAGAUGAUGGAGGCCAUUCACCUCGAGAACCAGGAAGUCCGACGAAGACUCCAGAUUAUCGAGAGCUUUGCCAGCCAGAAUGGUCUUUCAAUGCCCACUUUCCCACCAUUGGUGCCCUUCUCUAUCACUAGCAACGAGUUUGCAGUCAAUGUAACUGAUAUGACUGGAAAUGGAAACGGAAAUAUCAGCAGCAGCAGCAGCAACGGAAUUAUGAUUAUGAACAACAACAACAAUAACCUUAUGGGAGGCAUGAUGUUGAGCAGUAACGAUGAAGAUGAUGAGGAUGAUAUGAGCGACUCUUUCUUGCCCUCCAACAAUAACUAUCAACAUGUUUAAAAAAAAAAAAAAAAAAAAAAAA
Molecule: messenger RNA, 1889 nt
Organism: Lobosporangium transversale
Lineage: Eukaryota; Fungi; Mortierellomycota; Mortierellomycetes; Mortierellales; Mortierellaceae
Exons: 1
Coding region: 269-1867 (532 amino acids)
Cellular component (GO): RNA polymerase II transcription regulator complex
Molecular function (GO): DNA-binding transcription activator activity, RNA polymerase II-specific; transcription cis-regulatory region binding
Source: RefSeq, a predicted model, not a curated record